Messenger RNA from Solea solea (common sole), 2586 nucleotides. Its product is annotated as squalene synthase-like. Bases 203 to 1585 code for a protein of 460 amino acids. Gene Ontology annotation, molecular function: squalene synthase [NAD(P)H] activity. Gene Ontology annotation, cellular component: endoplasmic reticulum membrane. Gene Ontology annotation, biological process: cholesterol biosynthetic process; farnesyl diphosphate metabolic process. The record is from RefSeq and is a predicted model, not a curated record. Lineage: Eukaryota; Metazoa; Chordata; Actinopteri; Pleuronectiformes; Soleidae. The transcript is spliced from 7 exons.
UGUUUACAGAUCAGUGCAGCUCUUAUUUUGCUCUCCUCGACGUCCUCCCAAAAAGUGUUUUGCACGUCGCGCGACCCCUCAACACCCUUGUCCUCUACAUGGACUUAAUGCUUCCACUUUACCCACCAGCUGUGGCGUGGAUAUGGACAUGUCGUAGCCACGCUUGCUGUGCUGCUGCUGCUGCUGCUGACGGGUUUUCCGUAUGUUGGCCGGAGCCUGUUGCAAGUGUCCAUUCUCUCUAUCCGCGUUCAAGCGCUCUCUCUCGGUGGCGCCGCGGGGCUGCGGGUCCGCCUCGCCGCCGCGGUCCCUGCUGCCAGGCUGGAGGUUAGGGGAACGCGGCCUGCAGGAGGCCGCCCGAGCCCGCAGCGCCGUUAGACCCGCCAGCUUUUACCGACACUCGGCCUUCUUCUGUCUCUCCUGUCAGGAGUCCAUGAGCGAUAGUCUGCGGACCUGUUAUGUGUACUUGAACCAGACCAGCCGCAGCUUUGCAGCCGUGAUUCAAGCACUGGACGGGGAGUUGAGACACGCAGUUUGUAUUUUCUACUUGGUGUUGCGAGCGCUGGACACAGUGGAGGACGACAUGACCAUCCCCCUGGACAAGAAGGUUCCCAUGCUGAAUGAUUUCCACACCUUCCUGUACCAGGAUGAGUGGUGUUUCACUGAGAGCCAGGAGAAAGACCGACAGGUUCUGAACGAUUUCCCUACGAUAUCACUGGAAUUUCGAAACCUCGCCCAGGAAUACAGAGACGUCAUCUCAGAUAUCUGCCACCGCAUGGGAGUGGGAAUGGCCGACUUCCUUGAGAAGAAAGUGGGAUCCAUGAAGGAGUGGGACCAGUAUUGCCACUAUGUGGCAGGUCUGGUUGGCAUUGGUCUGUCUCAGCUGUUCUCUGCGUCCCAGCUGGAGGAUGCUGAGGUGGGGCAGGACACCAAGCUGGCCAACUCCAUGGGCUUGUUUCUCCAGAAGACCAACAUCAUCCGGGACUAUCUAGAGGACACACAAGAGGGACGUGCCUUCUGGCCAAAAGAGGCUUGGAGUCAGUUUGCAGGUCGUCUUGAGGACCUGGCUCAACCGGAGAAGCUGGAGUCGGCUUUGUCGUGUCUCAACCUGCUGAUCACCGACGCCCUGCGACACGUCCCAGAUGUUAUUACGUACCUGUCCCGUCUCCGCAACCAAAGCGUCUUCAAUUUCUGUGCUAUUCCACAGGUGAUGGCAAUAGCUACAUUAUCAUCAUGCUACAACAACCCCAUGGUGUUCAAGGGAGUGGUAAAGAUAAGGAAGGGACAGGCUGUCACCCUCAUGAUGGAGGCCACCAACAUGAGAGCGGUGCACACCAUUAUCUCCCACCACAGCGAGGAGAUUUUACAGAAGGUCUCCCUCACUGACCCGUCACGGGACAAGACACUGCACAUCCUGGCUCUCAUCCGGGAGAAGUCCACGCUGUCACAGUCCAGCUUUCCCUCCAGGACCCACCACCUGUCGCCCAUGUACUUGUCUGCUGCCAUGCUGCUGGCCGCGCUCAGCUGGCAGUAUCUCAGCACCACUGCGGCACAGGCACAGGGAACCAGUGACAUGCAGGGAAAGUGAACCUCAUCGCCCUCACCUCUCCUGGGGGCUACAGACUCAGAAAAGCCCCCUGGAGGUCUGGUUCCCCUCUCAUCAUAGAAAUCUCAAACAUAUCUUCCCUGAUUCUUCCUCGUUGUUACAGACGUUACAGCAUCAAGGAACUAUUUAGUUUUUAGGAGGUUCUGGUUGCAGGCUGAUCUAAUCACGAUGGGAACGAUAGUGAAUUGUUGUAGUCCAUUCGACAUCUGGAGUAAAAGUCUUUACACACAAUUUAGUGUGGUUAUAUUCACCAGCAUAAAUGGCACUUUGAACAGGGUGUGUUGUUGUCCGUUAAUAAUUUACGCAAAUCAUUUGUUUCUUUGUAUUUUUGAUUAGUGUGAAAUAUUUUUGCCUUUUUGUUUUGUCUUAAAUUUCAGAAUUCACAGCAAAAAAUAUAAUAGAUGCGUUAUUCAGCCGAGUAGGCUGAAUUGUUUCAAGACAAGACAACACUGCCUAUUUCUAGGCGUUUUCAGGAACACGGUUACAAAACAGUUUUCUUUUAAUUCUCGUCAAAAUAUAUUUUUCAUGUCCAAACAAAGCUGGCUUGGUAUUUUAUACUUAAAAGUGUCUGUGGGAGACGCACCUGCCAGAGCAUUUACGAUGUAGAUGUGCUGUGUAGAUCAUGCGGGGAACAUCCCAUCAACACGCUUCUGUCUGUGUUCAUUCUACUUUUUGUACUUUGACAUAGGAGAAAAAGGAAAAAGAACAGUGCGAUUUAAGGGCUGGGGUUAGGUUUAUUAGACAUGGGGUGUGAAUACGGGAGAAUAAAAAAUGACACAAAAAAAAUGACACAAAUGUCACAAUACAUGAUUUAUGUUUAUUGAGACGUCUAGCUGAAGUGUCCUUAAUACAGCUUUGGUGAGUAGAAAGGCCAGCACAGAGUAACCUAGCACAGAACCAAAGGAGAGCUACAAACAUUGCUAUGUAAUGUGAAUUUCUGAUUUGUAUAUAUUUGAACAAAUAAAGAGGUGAAAUGAUCUGAA